This is a messenger RNA of Pyrenophora tritici-repentis Pt-1C-BFP, 924 nucleotides long. RefSeq names its product HIS2, Histidinol phosphatase and related hydrolase PHP family. NCBI's taxonomy places the organism in Eukaryota, Fungi, Ascomycota, Dothideomycetes, Pleosporales, Pleosporaceae. Gene Ontology annotation, molecular function: histidinol-phosphatase activity. Gene Ontology annotation, cellular component: cytoplasm. Gene Ontology annotation, biological process: L-histidine biosynthetic process. The record is from RefSeq and is a predicted model, not a curated record.
AUGCCGUACUCUCACCAUAGUCACUCCGGCCAGUUUUGCGGACAUGCGACAAACACGCUCGAGGAAGUCAUUCAGGCAGCCAUAGCCAAAGGCUUCCACACCUUUGCGCUGACCGAACACAUACCCAGACCGAUUGAAGACUUCUAUCCUGGAGAAGAGAAAUCGCAUACCGUGGAGAGCCUCGCCAAGCUAUUCGACGAUUUCCUUAUCGAAGCUCAUCGGCUGAGAGAUGUACACGGGAGUCAGAUACAAAUCUUGAUUGGAUUUGAGUCAGAAUGGAUUCGGCCAUCCACCGUGGACAUAAUCCGGGGCAUAUCCGACAGGAACACGUUUGACUUCUUCAUGGGCUCGGUUCAUCACACGCAUACGAUACCGAUCGACUACGAUCGCGCAAUGUACGAACAGGCCCGAGACAAGGCAGGCGGCACGGACGAGCAACUGUUUGAGGACUACUUUGAUUCUCAGUUUGAUAUGCUUCAACAACUCCGACCCCCCGUAGUUGGGCAUUUUGACCUAAUUCGCCUGAUGAGUGACCAUCGCGACGCCGACUUCAAGGACAUGGCUGGUGUUUGGAACAAGAUACAGCGCAACCUGGAAUAUAUAGCCUCUUAUGGAGGCCUCCUCGAGUUGAACUCGUCGGGUCUACGCAAAGGUUUGGCCGAGCCAUAUCCGUGCUUACCCAUAUGUCAAAUGUUCCUAGGAAUGGGCGGUGGCUUCGUCAUGUCUGACGACAGUCAUGGGAUCGAGCAAAUAGGGACAAACUAUGUGCGGCUGCUGGCCUUUGUCGAGAAGGCAGGGAUAAGCCGGAUACAUUUUGCUGAUCGGGCCGGCGUGCGCAAAGACAGCCGCUUCCCCAACACAGGCUUCUCCAGCAUCGCUGUAAGCGACCUGGCGCAGCUGCCCUUCUGGUCGAACCUAAACUGA